Penicillium olsonii is the source of this 441-nucleotide messenger RNA. The record is from the annotation of a GenBank genome assembly. NCBI's taxonomy places the organism in Eukaryota, Fungi, Ascomycota, Eurotiomycetes, Eurotiales, Aspergillaceae.
AUGCAUACCAUUCCUCAGAGAUCCCUCUCCCAAUCAUCCACCACUUCCUCGCGCUCCAAUCAGUCCCAGAAGUCCUUGAGACUCGCAAACAGACUGUCUUCGAAGAUCUUCCGCUCCAAGUCUCCGGCCCCAAUCAACAUCCCCAAGACCCGGACAGACAUCCCACGCAGCAACCCCGAAGCUUCAUACUUCCCUCAGAGCUACUCCAGCCCAACAAGCAUGUCGCCCUCAACUUCAUCUCCUCAGUCUCCCAAAGCAGACUACGAGGUCAAGCGCGCUUCCACGCCGACUCGCAAGAGCAGCGGCGAUUACAAGCGCUACAGCGGAACAGUCAACCACUACGGCCGACACUCGAAUGACUGGCUCUUCGGUGGUUUCAGUGUCCGCGACUCUGUCCGCGAUGGCAUCGAGAAGCUCCGUCACUCCGAUAAGGAGAGCUGA